GCACCUCUCAACUCCCAUAUCUCUCUCUCUCUCUCUCUCUAGUAAUUUUCUUUAUUUCUCUCUCCUAGGGUUUGUGCUCUGUCCUCUGAGAGAUUUCGACUUAUGGUGUAGCAUCUAUUUCCUCAACCUUAAAAUCUCUCUCCCCAUCGCUCUGUCACUGCUGCUUAGCUUUUGUCACUUUCUUGAGAAUAUUCCCUGGUUUUAUGGUGGUCCCUUCUCAUUCUCUCCACUAUGGUGACUAUUUGUCAAAAGUGUGAUGACAGAGGCUUCUCUAUGGCAUUGAUCUACUAUGACAGAUGUUUGGUUUAUGCUCAACAUCGUGUGGUGACAGAGGCUUCUCUGUGGCAUUGAUCUACUGUGACAAAUGUUCGGUUUAUGCUCAACAUCGGUAUGAUUUAUUUGCAGUGUGUUUGUGCGUGUUGGUUUGCAUUUUUGGACAUGUGUGUGCGUUCAGCGUUCAUGAGUACGCCUAGAUACAACUGUUCAAAAAAAUAAAUAAAUAAAAGAGUAUAGCAGUAUGCUAGCAUAUUUAGUGCUUGUUUGGUAUAGCUUAUUUUUCAGUUUUAAAAAAGGAAUUGUUUGAAAAAGUUGUACCUAAAAAAACUCUAUUGAAAAAUCCAUUAAAAAAAAAAAAAUUUAAAAAAUCCCAACUCAGCAAUACAAGGGGAAAAAAAUCCUUUCUAUGUAUCUCUAAGAUAUAAAAGGAUUCCUCUUCCACGUGAAUCAGUCUCUACUAGUCAAUACAAAAAAUAAAUAUAUCUCAUAUAUAUUGUCUAGCAUCUUUUUAUGAUCUAUAUUAUCUUAUUUUAUUUUUAAAAUUGAUAAUUGUGGCUUGUUUUUUUUUUUUUUUUUUUUUUUUUUUUGGGCUGAAUGGCUAGUUACAGUCCACUAUAACUUCAUGUGUUUUUUAAUCCAAGCUGGGAUAAAUUUAGUAAGUCUAGUGUCACAAUAAUUUUUGUUAUUUUAGUCACAAUUUAUUUAUGUGGCAAGUUGUAGGUAGUGAAAAUGAAAUGAUGGGUCUAUGUAGUCUAUAAUUUCAAUAUUUACAGGUCGUCAUGUGAUAAAAUUGUGAUAAAGUUGUAGAAUUAUUUAUAAUACCAGACUUACUCCAUAAAUUUAGUAGGUAGUACUUUUUUUAAUGGAAAUUUAGUAGUUAGUACUUAGUACAGCAUGUGGCCCAGUUUAAGUAUUCUACCUAACUUGCUGUCGGUCCAGGGUAAAUACUAAAUUGUGCUUGAUUAUGACAUCUCAGCUAUAUUACAAGAGAGAUAAUAAAGCAAAUUGGUGAAUGUAUUGGGGUUUCAUUUUCAUUUUUCCAACACAUAUUCUAACUCCUUCGACCAUGGGAAGUUUCUCGUUACUCUUGGCUGCAGCAAGAAGGCUUGAAGGAAAAGUGGCAUUAAUCACUGGUGGGUCUAUGGUGACUAUUUGUCAAAAGUGUGGUGACAGAGGCUUCUCUAUGGCAUUGAUCUACUGUGACAGAUGUUCGGUUUAUGCUCAACAUCGGGUAAAUACUAAAUUGUGCUUGAUUAUGACAUCUCGGCUAUAUAUUACAAGAGAGAUAACAAAGCAAAUUGGUGAAUGUAUUUGGGUUUCAUUUUCAUUUUUCCAACACAUAUUCUUACUCCUUCGACCAUGGGAAGUUUCUCGUUACUCUCGGCUGCAGCAAGAAGGCUUGAAGGAAAAGUGGCAUUAAUCACUGGUGGGUCUAGCGGCAUUGGUGAGUCCACUGCAAGACUCUUCUCUAAACAUGGAGCAAAAGUUGUAAUUGCUGACAUCCAAGAUGAAUUGGGUCACUUUGUAUGCGAAGAACUAAAUCCUCAAUCUACAUCCUUUGUCCAUUGUGAUGUUACUAAAGAAACAGAUGUAGAAAAUGCAGUUAACCAUGUUGUUUCCAAGUAUGGUAAGUUAGACAUUAUGCACAACAAUGCUGGUAUAGUUGGGGUAGCCAAACCUAACAUCCUUGACAACACCAAGGCUGAAUUUGAGCUAGUGGUUAGUGUCAACCUUGUAGGUGCUUUCCUUGGCACCAAACAUGCAGCCCGUGUGAUGAUUCCAGCUAAAAAAGGUAGUAUAAUCAAUACCGCUAGUGUUUGUUCAACCAUAGGAGGAGUUGCAACUCAUGGCUACACAAGCUCAAAACAUGGUUUGGUUGGAUUAAUGAGAAAUACAGCAGUGGAGCUUGGACAAUUUGGAAUUCGUGUGAAUUGUGUGUCACCUUAUUUUGUUAGACUUGUCAAUGAACUAACUUUUUGGUGAGAUCCCAGCAUCAUUAGGCAAAUUGAAUGAUCUAAAACUUCUCAACAUCUCACAUAACAUCCUCCAUGGGAAUGUACCGAUAAGUCUUGGUGACUUAAAGAGCCUAGAGAGUUUGGACUUGUCACAUAACAAAUUAUCAGGCUUAAUUCCCCAAUCACUAGCAAAGAUUGUCUAUUUUGGAUAUGAGUAACAACAAGCUCACUGGUAAGAUUCUAGUUGGUGGUCAAAUGGAUACCAUGAAUGAUCCAAACUUUUUUGCCAACGAUAGUCUAAUGUGUGGAAUGCAGAUUUGAGUUCCAUGUCCAGAAGAGUUGUCACCAACAAAACCUUUAAAGGAUUAGAAUAAGGAGAGAU
Molecule: messenger RNA, 2613 nt
Organism: Quercus robur (English oak)
Lineage: Eukaryota; Viridiplantae; Streptophyta; Magnoliopsida; Fagales; Fagaceae
Product: secoisolariciresinol dehydrogenase-like
Exons: 5
Coding region: 1582-2259 (225 amino acids)
Molecular function (GO): oxidoreductase activity
Source: RefSeq, a predicted model, not a curated record